Calliphora vicina (urban bluebottle blowfly) is the source of this 2352-nucleotide messenger RNA. RefSeq lists its product as uncharacterized. Lineage: Eukaryota; Metazoa; Arthropoda; Insecta; Diptera; Calliphoridae. Bases 1 to 2352 code for a protein of 783 amino acids. The record is from RefSeq and is a predicted model, not a curated record. The transcript is spliced from 3 exons.
AUGACCACUACUGAACCAAUCAAAUCAUUCGCCACAAGCUUUAGUGAGCAAUUGUACUAUACUGACUACGAACGAGUUAGUGUUUGCUGUGAUGGUUAUAAUAAAGUUAGUGAUACCACAUGUGAGCCCAUCUGCAAUCCAUCGUGUUCAAAAAAUGCCGAAUGUGUAGCGCCAAAUCAAUGUAAUUGUGUCAGUGGUUACGAAGACACCUACAGCAGUGGAUACGAGCCAAUAUGCAAGAGUACAGAAGAUACUACAGAAGGGACUACAGAAGAGACUACAGAAGAGACUACAGAAGAAUCUACAGAAGAGACUACUGAAGAGACAACAGAAGAGUCUACAGAAGAGUCUACAGAAGAUACUACUGAUGAGACAACAGAACAGUCUAAAGAAGACACAACAGAAGAGACUACAGAAGAGACUACAGAAGAAUCUACAGAAGAGACUACUGAAGAGACAACAGAAGAGUCUACAGAAGAGUCUACAGAAGAGACUACUGAAGAGACAACAGAACAGUCUAAAGAAGACACAACAGAAGAGACUACAGAAGAGACUACUGAAGAGUCUACAGAAGAGACUACUGAAGAGACAACAGAAGAGUCUACAGAACAGUCUACAGAAGAGACAACAGAACAGUCUACAGAAGAGUCUACAGAAGAGACUACUGAAGAGACAACAGAAGAGUCUACAGAACAGUCUACAGAAGAGACUACUGAAGAGACAACAGAAGAGUCUACAGAACAGUCUACAGAACAGUCUACAGAACAGUCUACGGAAGAGUCUACAGAAGAGACUACUGAAGAGACAACAGAAGAGUCUACAGAACAGUCUACAGAAGAGACUACAGAAGAGACUACUGAAGAGACAACAGAAGAGUCUACAGAACAGUCUACAGAAGAGACUACUGAAGAGACAACAGAACAGUCUACAGAAGAGACAACAGAAGAGUCUACAGAACAGUCUACAGAAGAGACAACAGAAGAGACUACAGAAGAGACAACAGAAGAGUCUACAGAACAGUCUACAGAACAGUCUACAGAAGAGUCUACAGAAGAGACUACUGAAGAGACAACAGAAAAGUCUACAGAACAGUCUACAGAAGAGACUACAGAUGAGACUACUAAAGAGACAACAGAAGUGACAACAGAAGAGUCUACAGAAGAGUCUACAGAAGAGACUACAGAAGAGUCUACAGAACAGUCUACAGAAGAGACAACAGAAGAGACUACAGAAGAGACAACAGAAGAGUCUACAGAACAGUCUACAGAAGAGUCUACAGAAGAGACUACUGAAGAGACAACAGAAGAGACUACAGAAGAGACAACAGAAGAGUCUACAGAACAGUCUACAGCAGAGUCUACAGAACAGUCUACAGAAGUGACAAUAGAAGAGACUACAGAAGAGACAACAGUAGAGUCUACAGAAGAGACUACAGAAGUGUCUACAGAACAGUCUACAGAAGAGACAACAGAAGAGACAACAGAAGAGACUACAGAAGAGACAACAGAAGAGUCUACAGAACAGUCUACAGAAGAGUCUACAGAAGAGACUACUGAAGAGACAACAGAAGAGACUACAGAAGAGACAACAGUAGAGUCUACAGAAGAGACUACAGAAGUGUCUACAGAAGAGUCUACAGAAGAGACAACAGAAGAGUCCACAGAAGGGACUAGAGAAGAGACAACGGAAGAGUCUAAAGAAGAGUCUACAGAAAAGACUACUCUAGAGACUGCAGAAGAGACUACAGAAGAGACUACAGAGGAGUCCACAGAAGAGACUGCAGAAGAGACUACAGAAGAGACUACAGAAGACGCCACAGAAGAGACUACAGAAGAGACUACAGAAAUUGAACCAAAAACUACAACAGAUUUUGAGAUUACUUCCCCAACUGAAUUAAAACAAACUACUGCCAGCUCUUUGCAAUCAGCCGAUAUUUGCCAUGAAAAUUGUCAAUGUUGGCAGGAAAUUGAUGAAUAUGGUCCCUUAGUUACAAAACAAUGUUCACGCAUAUGUGUGGAUGCCAAUGACAAACCUUGUCUGGAUUUAAAACAUUGCCAAUGUGAUGUUGCCAAAAAUCAGUUAGUCUGUCAUAUCUUCGAGGAAUCAAUGGAAGCUGAUGAUGAUCCAUUUUACUACAUGUGUGCUUUGCAACAUUCUAAAGCCAUCACAUUUAAGACCCUGGAGGAGGGCAAGAGCAAUGAAAUGAUAAGUUUACCACCUGCCAAACCUACAGAUUUUCCCUUGUGGGGAACAGCCUUAGUGGGAGUAUUGGUGGUAGUAAGUGCAAUAGGUGGCAUGUUAUAUGUGCGUUUCAAGAAAGUAGAAGAACCCAUUAUGGACUACGAGGUGUGA